This is a messenger RNA of Ochotona curzoniae (black-lipped pika), 7460 nucleotides long. It is a transcript of the gene MED1, whose product is annotated as mediator complex subunit 1. Gene Ontology annotation, biological process: regulation of transcription by RNA polymerase II; cellular response to thyroid hormone stimulus. Gene Ontology annotation, cellular component: mediator complex. The record is from RefSeq and is a predicted model, not a curated record. The transcript is spliced from 17 exons. NCBI's taxonomy places the organism in Eukaryota, Metazoa, Chordata, Mammalia, Lagomorpha, Ochotonidae. Bases 211 to 4953 code for a protein of 1580 amino acids. Gene Ontology annotation, molecular function: nuclear thyroid hormone receptor binding; nuclear retinoic acid receptor binding; nuclear vitamin D receptor binding.
GAGCAUUGGGAAGUUCCGUUGGGGAAGAUGGCGGCGGCCGCAGGUACCCUUCUCUUCUUGCCACCGGGGACUAAAGACUGAGACCCCGGGAGGAGCAGGGACUGCUUGUGCCUGCGUCCCCGGGAGCCCGCCCGCUCCCUCGGCUUCCGUGUCCGUGCCGGGGAGCGGCUGACCCUCUCGUGGCGGACCCAGGCCCUGCCCGUCGUCAGGAUGAAGGCACAGGGGGAGACCGAGGAGUCGGAAAAGCUGAGUAAAAUGAGUUCUCUGUUGGAACGGCUUCAUGCGAAAUUUAACCAAAAUAGGCCUUGGAGUGAGACCAUUAAGCUUGUGCGCCAAGUCAUGGAGAAAAGGGUUGUGAUGAGUUCUGGAGGGCAUCAACAUUUGGUCAGCUGUUUGGAGACUUUGCAGAAGGCUCUCAAAGUAACAUCUUUACCAGCAAUGACUGAUCGUUUGGAGUCUAUAGCAAGACAGAAUGGACUGGGCUCUCAUCUCAGUGCCAGUGGCACUGAAUGUUACAUCACGUCAGAUAUGUUCUAUGUGGAAGUGCAGUUAGAUCCUGCAGGACAGCUUUGUGAUGUAAAAGUGGCUCACCAUGGGGAGAAUCCUGUGAGCUGCCCAGAGCUUGUACAGCAUUUAAGGGAAAAAAAUUUUGAUGAGUUUUCUAAGCACCUUAAGGGCCUUGUUAAUCUGUAUAACCUUCCAGGAGACAACAAACUGAAGACUAAAAUGUACUUGGCUCUCCAGUCUUUGGAACAAGAUCUAUCUAAAAUGGCAAUUAUGUACUGGAAAGCCACCAAUGCCAGUCCAUUGGAUAAGAUUCUUCAUGGAAGUGUUGGCUAUCUUACUCCAAGGAGUGGGGGCCAUUUAAUGAACAUAAAGUACUAUGCUUCUCCCUCUGAUUUGCUGGAUGAUAAGACUGCAUCUCCCAUCAUUUUGCAUGAGAAUAAUGUUCCUCGAUCUUUGGGCAUGAAUGUAUCAGUGACAAUUGAAGGGACGUCUGCUAUGUACAAACUUCCAAUUGCACCAUUAAUUAUGGGUUCACAUCCAGUUGAUAAUAAAUGGACUCCCUCCUUCUCCUCGAUCACCAGUGCCAACAGUGUUGAUCUUCCUGCUUGUUUUUUCCUGAAAUUUCCCCAGCCGAUCCCAGUAUCAAGGGCAUUUGUUCAAAAACUACAGAACUGCACAGGAAUUCCAUUGUUUGAAACUCAGCCAACCUAUGUACCCCUGUAUGAACUGAUCACUCAGUUUGAGCUAUCAAAGGACCCUGACCCAAUACCUUUGAAUCACAACAUGCGAUUUUAUGCUGCUCUUCCAGGUCAGCAGCACUGUUAUUUUCUCAACAAGGAUGCUCCUCUUCCAGAUGGUCGAAGUCUGCAGGGAACCCUUGUUAGCAAAAUCACCUUUCAGCAUCCUGGUCGAAUUCCUCUUAUCCUAAAUAUAAUCAGACACCAAGUUGCCUACAACACCCUAAUUGGAAGCUGUGUCAAAAGGACUAUUCUGAAAGAAGAUUCUCCUGGGCUCCUCCAGUUUGAAGUAUGUCCUCUCUCAGAGUCACGUUUUAGCAUAUCUUUUCAGCACCCUGUGAAUGACUCCUUGGUGUGUGUUGUGAUGGAUGUGCAGGACUCAACCCAUGUGAGCUGUAAACUUUACAAGGGGCUGUCAGAUGCACUUAUCUGCACAGAUGACUUCAUUGCCAAAGUUGUUCAAAGGUGUAUGUCCAUCCCAGUGACGAUGAGAGCUAUUCGGAGGAAAGCUGAAACCAUUCAGGCCGACACCCCAGCACUGUCCCUCAUUGCAGAAACAGUUGAAGACAUGGUGAAAAAGAACCUGCCCCCGGCUAGCAGCCCAGGGUAUGGCAUGACCACAGGCAACAACCCAAUGAGUGGUACCACUACACCAACCAACACCUUUCCGGGGGGUCCCAUUACCACCUUGUUUAAUAUGAGCAUGAGCAUCAAAGAUCGGCAUGAGUCGGUGGGCCAUGGGGAGGACUUCAGCAAGGUAUCUCAGAACCCAAUUCUUACCAGUUUGUUGCAAAUCACAGGGAACGGGGGGUCUACCAUUGGCUCGAGUCCGACCCCUCCUCAUCACACGCCGCCACCUGUCUCUUCGAUGGCCGGCAACACCAAGAACCACCCGAUGCUCAUGAACCUUCUUAAAGAUAAUCCUGCCCAGGAUUUCUCAACCCUUUAUGGAAGCAGCCCUUUAGAAAGGCAGAACUCCUCUUCCGGCUCACCCCGGAUGGAAAUGUGUUCAGGGAGUAACAAGACCAAGAAGAAGAAGUCAUCAAGAAUACCACCUGAUAAACCUAAGCACCAGACUGAAGAUGACUUUCAGAGGGAACUAUUUUCAAUGGAUGUUGACUCACAGAAUCCUAUCUUUGAUGUCAACAUGACAGCCGACACACUGGACACACCGCACAUCACUCCAGCCCCAAGCCAGUGUAGUACUCCCCCAACAACUUAUCCUCAACCAGUACCUCACCCCCAACCCAGUAUUCAAAGGAUGGUCCGCCUGUCCAGUUCAGACAGCAUUGGCCCAGAUGUUACUGAUAUCCUUUCAGACAUUGCAGAAGAAGCCUCUAAGCUUCCCAGCACUAGUGAUGAUUGCCCACCCAUUGGCACCCCUGUUCGUGAUUCUUCAAGCUCUGCGCAUUCUCAGAAUGCCCUCUUUGAUUCUGAUGUCUUUCAAACUAAUAAUAAUGAAAAUCCGUAUACUGAUCCGGCUGAUCUUAUUGCAGACGCUGCUGGUAGCCCCAGUAGCGAUUCACCUACCAACCAUUUCUUUCCUGAAGGAGUAGAUUUCAAUCCUGAUUUAUUGAACAGUCAGAGCCAAAGUGGUUUUGGAGAAGAAUAUUUCGAUGAAAGCAGCCAAAGUGGGGACAAUGAUGAUUUCAAAGGAUUUGCAUCUCAGGCCCUGAAUACUCUGGGGGUGCCAAUGCUUGGAGGUGAUAAUGGGGAAACAAAGUUUAAAGGCAACAGCCAAGCUGACACAGUUGAUUUCAGUAUUAUAUCAGUAGCUGGUAAGGCACUGGGUCCUGCAGAUCUUAUGGAGCAUCACAGUGGUAGUCAGAGUCCUUUAUUAGCCACUGGGGACUUAGGGAAAGACAAGACUCAAAAGAGAAUAAAAGAAGGCAAUGGCACCAGUAAUAGCAGUCUCCCAGGGCCGGGAUUAGACAGUAAACCUGGGAAACGCAGUCGGACUCCUUCUAAUGACGGGAAGAGCAAAGAUAAACCUCCAAAGCGGAAGAAGGCAGACACGGAAGGAAAGUCCCCAUCUCACAGUUCUUCUAAUCGACCUUUUACCCCACCUACCAGUACAGGUGGAUCCAAAUCUCCUGGCAGUUCAGGAAGAUCUCAGACUCCCCCAGGUGUUGCCACACCACCCAUUCCCAAAAUCACUAUUCAGAUUCCUAAGGGAACAGUGAUGGUGGGAAAGCCUUCCUCUCACAGUCAGUAUACCAGCAGCGGUUCUGUGUCUUCCUCAGGCAGCAAAAGCCACCAUAGCCAUUCUUCCUCCUCCUCUUCUUUGUCUUCUGCUUCCACCUCAGGCAAGAUGAAAAGCAGUAAAUCAGAAGGCGCAUCAAGUUCCAAGUUAAGUGGCAGUAUGUACUCUACCCAAGGGUCUUCUGGAUCUGGCCAGUCCAAAAACUCAUCCCAGUCUGGGGGGAAGCCAGGAUCCUCUCCCAUUACAAAGCAUGGGCUAAGUAGCAGCUCCAGCAGCACCAAGAUGAAACCUCAAGGGAAGCCAUCAUCACUUAUGAAUCCCUCUUUAAGCAAACCAAACAUAUCCCCUUCCCACUCAAGGCCACCUGGGAGCUCUGAUAAGCUCUCUUCUCCAAUGAAGCCUGUUCCUGGAACUCCCCCAUCUAAAGCCAAGUCCCCUAUCAGUUCAGGUUCUGGUGGUUCUCAUAUUUCUGGAACUAGUUCAAGCUCUGGCAUGAAGUCAUCUUCAGGGUUAGGAUCCUCAGGCUCAUUAUCCCAAAAAACUCCCCCCUCAUCUAAUUCUUGUACAGCAUCUUCAGCCUCCUUUUCCUCAAGUGGAUCUUCCAUGUCAUCUUCUCAGAACCAGCAUGGGAGUUCCAAAGGGAAGUCUCCCAGCAGAAAUAAGAAGCCGUCUUUGACAGCUGUCAUAGAUAAACUGAAGCAUGGAGUUGUCACCAGUGGCCCUGGGAGUGAAGAUCCAAUGGAUGGCCAGAUGGCAGUAAGCACCAAUUCUUCCAGCCAUCCUAUGUCCUCCAAACAUAACAUGUCAGGAGGAGAGUUCCAGGGCAAGCGUGAGAAAAGUGAUAAAGACAAAUCAAAGGCUUCCACCUCGGGGGGCUCGGUGGAUUCUUCUAAGAAGACUUCAGAGUCAAAAAAUGUGGGGAGCACGGGGGUAGCAAAAAUCAUCAUUAGCAAGCAUGAUGGAGGCUCCCCCAGCAUUAAAGCCAAAGUGACACUGCAGAAACCUGGGGAGAGCAGUGGAGAAGGGCUCAGGCCUCAGAUGGCCUCUUCCAAAAACUAUGGCUCUCCACUCAUCAGUGGUUCCACUCCAAAGCACGAGCGUGGCUCUCCCAGCCAUAGUAAAUCACCAGCGUAUACUCCCCAGAAUCUGGACAGUGAAAGUGAGUCUGGCUCCUCUAUAGCAGAGAAGUCGUAUCAGAACAGUCCCAGCUCAGAUGACGGCAUCCGACCACUCCCAGAAUACAGCACAGAGAAGCACAAGAAGCACAAAAAAGACAAGAAGAAAGUCAAAGACAAAGACAGGGAUCGGGACAAAGACCGAGACAAGAAGAAAUCUCAUAGCAUCAAGCCUGAGAGUUGGUCUAAAUCACCUAUCUCUUCAGACCAGUCCUUGUCUAUGACAAGUAACACAAUCUUAUCUACAGACAGGCCCUCAAGGCUCAGCCCUGACUUUAUGAUUGGGGAAGAAGAUGAUGAUCUCAUGGAUGUAGCCCUGAUUGGCAAUUAGGAACCUUAUUUUCUAAAACAAACAUAGCCAGAGAAAAAUAACAGGUUUAUAGGAAACCAUCACAAGGGAUGAUGACAUGGCUUUAACACCAAGCUGGGUGAAUUUCUACAGGCGUAUUCAGACCCUACUAAAAAGACCACACCACAGGGUUUGAGUUUUGUUUUCGAGAAUUUCUCAUUCCUUUUCCAGAAAGAAAAACUUAAAAUAUUUGCUUAAGGAAGGGGGGAGGGUGGGAAGGGCAUGGGAAGGAUUCAAGGAGAGGGAAGGGUAUGAAAACAGUUUCGUGGGAAAUAUUCAUAUAUAUUUUUCUCCCUUUUUUCCAUUUUUAGGCCACGUUUUAAACUCAUUUUAGUGCAUGUAUUUGAAGGGCUGGGCAGAAAAUGAAAAAGCAAUACAUUCCUUGAUGCGUUUGCAUAAAGGUGUUUCAUCUUUAUUUUGGUAGUUGUCCAUUUGAGGCAUGGGCAAAUGAAGGACUUGGGACAUUUUGGACACUUCAGUAAUGUUCAGUGUCUGUCUUAGGAGUGAUUGGGGGAGGGAAGAAAAUUUUAGCUAUUUAUUUGUAAUAUUUUGACCCUUAAUCUGUUUGUUUUUUAUAGAAUGUUUCUUUCUAAAUCUAUGAAGUUUAGGGUUCAAAAUGAUGGGAGGAAGAAGAGCAAGGCAUAUUUGAUAGUAGGGAGCCUGCAGCUUGUGCUGACAUGGUAACAUCAAGCCCAGGCAGAUUAGUCAGGACCUGCCUUUGGAGUUACAUAGAGAAACCAAAAUGGUGUUUUUAUUUUACUACUUCUUUUGCUAGGCUUCAGACAUCACAGGAAUAUUAUGAGUUAACUUCCUGUGGAGGUAUUACUUUAUAAUCUUUUCGUUAGAAAAAAAAAAGCUGGGGUGGCUUUUAGGGAUAUUAAUGUUUUCAGGUGAGUAAGGUUGGUGAGUAAGCCUUCCUGACUCAGUGACAUUACAGAGUUAAUAGUUCUCCGAGUUCCACAAUGUGCCAAAAGUGUGCAUCCCAGAAGUUUUUUUUUUUUGCAGGAGAACUGUUGCCAUUCCUAUGAGCUGGGCUUCUUGUCUCUCUUUAUCACAAGGAAGGAGUCCAGAUUUUAUGUACCCUGAGAUUAAAACAGUGAAAAUUUUGCAGCCAUAGUUCACUUAAACCAAUUUCAAGCUCACUUGAAUUAAUGGGGCCUGGAAUACUAGGUGAGCAUUAAGAUAAACCCUUGCUACUAUGUAGCAACACAGUGGGACCUUUUUGGAUAACUAGGUCUGAGUCUGGAUUCUGGGGGACAUCAAUAAGAAGCCCUUCUCCUUAAAUAUUGAAAUCCAGGAGACCGUUUUAAGUGCAACACAACUUCUCAGUAUUUGGAGGGUCCUCUCAAAAUUCUGCGGCCUUACUUUGAUUUUGACACCUGCACUGUGCCAUUCCUGAUGAUUCUGUUCAGGAUCUGUAUCAGCGGGAUGGGGCCUAGUACCCAGCACACUCUUCUGGAUUUAAAAAAAAAAAAAAAAGCCAGGUGAUUUCUACGUGUUUGUGUGUGUCAUAAACUGGAGUGACUUCAUCAGAUAUGGAAGAUUUUUAUAUUGAGGUCUUUCUGCAGGUUGGAUUAGCAUAGAGUUGGAAAAUCAGCUUUGGCUCUCUUUCCUGACUCUCAUUUCCUCUGGUGUUCUCCCCUCUCUGGCCAUCAGCUCUCAACAACUCUGCCACUCUUGUGUCCCAAGGUAAUAAAACAAGUAGGAAACAAAACAUUUCAAAGUGGAGCAAGAAAAGUUAUCAGUUACCGUAUCAGAGUCAAAUGUCUUUGGGGGACACUAAGGUGAUACCAGAGUGUUUUAUCUUGUGAUGCUGAUCCAGUAGCAACCUCUGACAUGCAACCAGGUUGGAUUUCUCACAAGUCUGUCACCUAGUUUUGAAUCCUAUCCCAUUGGUAUUUGCAGGGAAAAAAAAAGUUACAUGGUUUUUAAAGUUUGUUCUGGGUGGGGAAAAUCUUAUGGGGAAUGUACUGUAUAAUAUCAGGGGCUCAGCUCCCCAAAGCUGAGCCAAUAAGUACCAAAAUGAGUAAACUGGGAAGCUUUUUUCUCUCUUUCUGUCUUCAUCCCAGAUCAAAGAAUCCCGAGUUAGGAUCUGGAUGAAGGAUAAGCCCCUGAAUUGCCGAUGGGCACACCCCACACACUGACCCAGCAUCUGAACUUGCUUAACAGGGAGCCGGGGCUAAACUGCUUCACCCUGCCUGAGAACCAGGGAGCACUGCAUUUCUCCACAGGGUGGAGGAGAAGAGGCAGAAUAAAGCAAGCCUGGGACACCUCCCUCCUGUCUAGGUGUACUCAUUCUCCUGUGUCAAAAGACGGCAAGGACUCAUGUCAACUCGUAGUCAACUUCUACCUAUCUUCUGCGGCUGUGUGUUAUGUUAUUGUUAGUUUGACCUGAUUUGUCUUUUGGCUUUAUAUUAGGGGUUCUUGGUCAAAACCUGCUCUGAUGUACAUGAAGAUUUCAGAUUCAAAUUCAGUGUGUCUUAAAAUAA